Messenger RNA from Nerophis lumbriciformis (worm pipefish), 1315 nucleotides. RefSeq names its product coiled-coil domain-containing protein 89. The record is from RefSeq and is a predicted model, not a curated record. NCBI's taxonomy places the organism in Eukaryota, Metazoa, Chordata, Actinopteri, Syngnathiformes, Syngnathidae.
ACUUCAAUAGCACGCACAAGUCCAGAGCUGCCAGCAAGUACCAAACUAACCUACUUACUGACGACCAGCGAGUGGAGCUUGUCUAAUGGGGCUUUUGAAAACACCGCACUUUUCCUUCAAAAUAGGCGCCGGCGUCUUAAAAUGACGAGCAAACGGAAGAAGUCGGAGAUUGUGAACAACGUCAACUCCAAGUCCGAAGACAAAGUGUCGAUGUCUCCCAUCAUCUCUGCUCUCACACGCAACGUUGCUCUUAUGGACAUCAACCAGAGGACACUGGAGAAAUGCCAUAACCUCUCGGCAGAAGAAUUUACAGACACAUUAAUGCUCCAGUCCAGAGUCAAAGAACAGUCCAAUCUGAUCUGUGUAUUGAAAGACAGAUCAGACGAACUAUUCCACCAAAGUCAAAACCUGCAGCAAGCCAAGACACAGCUAGAGAUGCAACUUGAGAUCUGUCAAAAAGAAAUGUCGCAAAAGCAGGCUAGAGCAGAGGUGGUAGAAAAGCGGUUCAUGGAUUUAGAUGCCAACAGUCGAUCGAUCAUUGUGUUCAUGGAGGAGUACAAACAUCAGAACGCGCAGUUGAAGCUGGAGAACAAGCAACUGCAGAAGGAAAACGACACACUUUUCUCCCAGAAGUUACAUGAUAAAGAGAUGGUGCUGGAACAACUUGCACUGGACAUCAAAGUGCUGACAGAGGAGUUCACAAACAAGGAGCGGGAAUAUCAGGAGAAAAUGGCAGAAAUUGAAUCGACAUCCUUUACAGAAUUAACAGAGCAUGAAGAGAGGGAGGCGUCACUACUUGAACAACUGCAUGUAUCGAAGAAACAACAUGAAGCUGCAGAGCAGAUGUGUAAAGACUUAAAGCUGAAAGUUCAUAAAGCAGAGGAUCAGCACACUUUGAAGGAAGCCACUAUGAGCAAAAGCAUUACCUGCCUCACCAAAGAGCGAGACAAGCUGCUGCGCAUCUGUAUGGAAAGAGAGAACACCAUACAGGAGAAGCAUGAGGAACUCAGGCAUCUAGAGUUACAAUACAAGGAGCAGAAGAGAGCCCGGACAAGAGUAGAAGAAAGGUUUAAACGCGAAGCAGAAGCAGUUAAUGCAGAUAAAAAAGUGAAGUCUCUCAAGAUGGCCAUUGAAGAAGCCAAGACAAAGUAUGAGACGCUCAACAAGGACUUCGAGGCCUUCAAAGAACACUGCACCGGUCUCCUUAACAAAGAAAGAGAGUUGAACAAGAUACUACGACACUUGAGGAGCUAAUCCUACAGAUUUUACAAAUCUUGCUCAAUAAUAGGUUCCAAUGAGAAACUACGAGCAUUAU